Fundulus heteroclitus (mummichog) is the source of this 3481-nucleotide messenger RNA. It is a transcript of the gene abhd17b, whose product is annotated as abhydrolase domain containing 17B, depalmitoylase. NCBI's taxonomy places the organism in Eukaryota, Metazoa, Chordata, Actinopteri, Cyprinodontiformes, Fundulidae. Gene Ontology annotation, biological process: protein depalmitoylation. The record is from RefSeq and is a predicted model, not a curated record. The transcript is spliced from 4 exons. Gene Ontology annotation, cellular component: endosome membrane; plasma membrane. Gene Ontology annotation, molecular function: palmitoyl-(protein) hydrolase activity. The coding region runs from base 589 to 1455 and encodes 288 amino acids.
AUUGGUCCUCGGAGCUGUCGUCCCGGGCGACGCCCCGCCCUCCUCGCGAGCGAAGUGAGAACCAGAACGAAAGCAGGGACGUCUCGUAGCCAAGUGAUACAGCUGUGAAGUGUUCGGCGGAUAUCUGCCGGCCCGCUCCCCCCGCUUUUCUAGACGGUUUCGGACCUUCGCUUUCGGGAUUUUUCACCCCAUGUCCCCGCCGAGCUUCCUCCCGUUGGACGGCGUGAAUGAGGCGCCCUUGUUAUCAUUCAACACCAUAUGCUGAGAGGAAAAAAAAGCGAGGCGGAAGAAAGAAGGAAGCGACAGCAGAGAAGGAGAAGGGAAGAAAUAAAGGGGGCUGUUUGGACCCGGAGGACGAAGCGGCUAGCUGCCCAGGAGCGGCGAGGGCUACCCAACACCCAGCGUGACAUCGAUAACCGAUAGGAGGUAAAACCGAGGAUAAUCUGCGGCCGGGGAUAGCCCCGAUAAAUCUGCGGGCGUCGAAAAAACGAGACACGGUAGUUUUGCCUGGUGUGAGCGAAAACAUUAGACCGGGGGCAACACGGAAGGAAGGAGGAAGAAAAACAAAGGAGACCCCCGCGGUUCAGGAUGAACCACCUAACCUUCAGCGAGCUAUGCUGCCUGUUCUGCUGCCCGCCGUGCCCCAGCAAGAUCGCCUCCAAGCUGGCCUUCCUCCCCCCGGAGCCCACCUACAGCCUCAUGUGUGACGAGAGCGGCGGCAGAUGGACGCUGCACCUGACGGAGCGCGCCGACUGGCAGUACUCGGUGCGGGAGAGGGACGCCAUCGAGUGCUUCAUGACGCGCACCUCCCGGGGCAACCGCAUCGCCUGCAUGUUCGUGCGCUGCUCGCCCAACGCCCGCUACACGCUGCUCUUCUCCCACGGCAACGCGGUGGACCUGGGCCAGAUGAGCAGCUUCUACAUCGGCCUGGGCUCGCGGAUCAACUGCAACGUCUUCUCCUACGACUACUCGGGGUACGGCGCCAGCUCGGGGAAACCCUCGGAGAAGAACCUGUACGCGGACGUGGAGGCUGCGUGGCACGCGCUGCGGUCCCGGUACGGCAUCCGUCCGGAGAGCGUGAUCAUCUACGGCCAGAGCAUUGGCACGGUGCCCUCUGUGGACCUCGCCUCGCGCUACGAGAGUGCCGCAGUCAUCCUCCACUCCCCGCUCACCUCUGGCAUGAGAGUGGCCUUCCCCGACACCAAGAAGACCUACUGCUUUGACGCCUUUCCAAACAUCGACAAGAUUUCCAAGGUGACGUCGCCGGUCCUCCUGAUCCACGGUACCGAGGACGAGGUCAUCGACUUCUCCCACGGCCUGGCGCUGUACGAGCGCUGCCAGCGCCCCGUGGAGCCUCUCUGGGUGGAGGGGGCCGGGCACAACGACGUGGAGCUGUACGGACAGUACCUGGAGAGGCUCAAACAGUUUGUCGCACAUGAGCUGGUCAACUUAUAGAGAGGUGGGGGCUGAGGGGGGGGCUGAGAGAAGAGAGCUGCUCUUAAAGACGCCCAGAGUUAUCGCCUCUGCGUGAAUUACUAAAGGCAGAAUGGGCGUCUAUCUUGAACUGCCUUCAAGGUGAUCCUUCAACCUCACUCAGUUAACCCCCCCCCCCCCCCCCUCCUCGUUUGGCUCUCCGCCUUGUCUCGUUCCCUUUUUUUUCCCCCACUGGAAACCUCACCUCAGUUCAGACCGUUGCUUUUAGACCCCCUGAUGUUGGACGCUGCAGAUUGUGACUACGGUAGAAAAAGGGGAAUGUGCGAGGACAACAUUGGAGUGAGUGCAGUAACUACAGAGCAAUUAAGUGUCAUAUUAUUUCCAUUUUCCUGCCUUAUGAGAGACGGUCCGUGGCUCUUAAUGGAGACCUUCGUUCCAGGAAAUGGCCUUUCUACAGACCAAUCAGUCCAAAUCAGCUGAACUCAACGCCAUCCUACGCGCUGCGUCUGGUUAUCGGUUCCAUCUCCUCCUCCAAACGCGUGGGAUCUGCUGCAUAUUGUCAACGAAGAGCUAAACAAGGCAAAUGAACACUUUACCCAUUCGUGCCAGUUUUGUUUUAAUAUAUUGCGGAUGCUUGUGUACAUAACGAAGAGAACACGUUAACAUCGUCUCUGUUUAAUGUAAAUGGUACAGCUUGAUUAUGAGUCCUCAAAGCAAGGGGACGGGUGUAGGGUUUGGCUGAUAAAUGCUCCAGAGCAGGCUCUUUCCAACCACUUGCCUAGAUUUGGUGCUCUAAGGCACGCGUCCUCCCACUGCCGCUCAUGAAGGCGUUUUCAGGACAUGUUUGGCACAUCUAUGGAGAAAAUUCUGACCUUUUGGAAAUACUGAUUCACUUAUAUAUAUAUAAAGAGGAUUAUAAAUCCCAGUUUUGUACAAUUUCUGCCUCUGGGUCUCAGUAUAUCAAAUGAAAUUAUUAUGUGUACUCUGUAACUGGGUGAGUUUAUACUUCUCUUCUUUUUCUCCCACUAAUAUAUACAGAAGCAAAACUACUGGGGCGGCUGCUGUCAAUUCUUCAAGACCACUAUUGCCAAUCGGGAUGAGUUACGAUCGCUGCUAGUUUUUAUCCGUUGUUCAGUUCAGGAAGUUAGCUAAAAAUCUUACAAUGGGUUAUCUGGGGUAACCGUGUUAUCUUUUUCCUCCAGUAUGCAUACGCCGGGGCAGUUCCACUCCGAGCAGGAGACAAUGAGCUACGUCAGAGUGGUCAGUUCAGCAUCAAAAGACUUCAUCAUGGCCACAAAAGAAAACGCCGUGCAUUUGUCUUAAUCUUAUCGUUCUUCACCAUAAUAUUUCCGAAAUCCUUGUUUCGUUUGCCCUUUAAUUCUGCGGAAAAAGAGAGAGCGAGCUCGGUCGUGUAGCCAAACCCAUAAAAUGGAAAUGUCAAAUUGCCGCUGUGUGCCAUGAACAGCGUUUACUUUUUUUUUUUUUUUUUUUUUCUCUCGCUGGCAUGCUGACAUUCAGUUGCAGAAGAAAUGUCACUUUCCUUGUGGUUAUUUUUACUCUUGGACACUUGAACAGUUUUCUUUUCUUUUUUUUUGAGUCACUGUUGACGAGCCAAUCGGUGCUACUGGAAGACUGGCCUCCUGCUGAAAAAAGAGCAGAAACAACUCGCUGGUUGUCAGACUGACCAAGAUCCACAGGAUUGGAGACUAAUUAUUUUUAUGUGCUCACACGUUAACUUUUUUCUUUUUUUUUCUCUUUUUUUUUAUUGUAUUUUCUUUUGAUCUAUAGAUUUUUGCUUUAACGGUAAUAUGCUCAGAGCAUAUAUUUAUGGUUUUACUUUUUUUUUUUUUUUUUUUUUCCACAGGCUUUUGUUUGAUUGUGUCAUUCCUUCAGGCAGCCUUUUGUACUCGCCACCCUGAUGGGUCUGAUCUGAUUUGAUUUAGUUUGUAUAGCAUAUUUCAAUGCAAAGCAACUAUGUAUUAACAUUUAAUAUAGUAAUUCUAACACGGAUAAUGAGAGAUAAUAAAAUUGUAUGUGGAAAAAAGGA